Grammomys surdaster is the source of this 2931-nucleotide messenger RNA. RefSeq names its product ETAA1 activator of ATR kinase (gene Etaa1). Bases 1 to 2601 code for a protein of 866 amino acids. NCBI's taxonomy places the organism in Eukaryota, Metazoa, Chordata, Mammalia, Rodentia, Muridae. The transcript has 6 exons. The record is from RefSeq and is a predicted model, not a curated record.
AUGCAGCUGAAGGACGGUGCCACGGAAAUGAGUCGGCGAAGGAAGCAUGCAGACAGUCCUGCUCGGAGGAGCACGCCGCGCAGGGCGGCUGGCGAGAACUGCUGUCGGGCGGCGGAGUCGGGGCCGCGGGGGUCAAGGGCGGCCCACAACUCCCCGCUCAGCCGGGCUGGAACGCGGGCGCAGCGGCGGUCGCAGCGGCGGGCAGCGGCUGGCGGCGGGCGGAGCCCCGGGGAAAAGAAGGAGACACCAACACAAGUUCUGAAAAUGGAUUUAGUAUCCUGUACCUUCAGUUCUCCAAAUGAUCCAGAUGGACAGACUGAUAUCUUCUGGGAUCAAAAUUCUCCAAUGACAAAACAGUUAGGUAAAGGAAGGAAAAAGCAGAUUUCCAGUGCGUACAGUGAUGAGAUUUCACAUAUUGUUAAUCGUAUUGCUCCUCAGGAUGAAAAACCAGUGACAAACUCUAUGCUGGGUGUAUGGAUUGGCGAAACUGCUAUUCCUUGUACUCCUAGUGUAACAAAAGAAAAAUCAAGAGUGAAAAUCAGCAGCAUAAAAUUAAAAACAAAAAAUCGAGAAAAAGAACUUAUGAAAUUGGCCCAACAGUUUGAUAAAAAUAUGGAAGAACUUGAUGUAAUUCAAGAGCAAGAUGGGAAGAAUCAUGAUUUUAUCCAGACAACUUCGGAAAUGGGACAUUUACAUAACCAUAAAGAUUCUGUACAGAUGAGGUCAGAUGAAAUAGUUCCUGAAAUCAACUGUACUCCAAUAAAGAAGCAAAUGAAAGGAGACACUAGAAUAUCGUUGGCAAAGGGGCAAAACAGCAGUCAGAAACCCUUUGACCAAAAUGUUGAAGCAGCCUUUAAUGCUAUUUUUGAUGGUUCCACUCAGAUGUGUAGUGGACAGCUAAGCCAAGAUCUGUCAGAUGCUUUUUUGGACAAUAGUAAAACUUCCUUCAGAAAGAAAAAUGCCAUACUACAAGAGGAAGUAAUUACUACUGAAACUCUGCUUGCUGAAAACCUGCUAAAUAAAGCUCCAAGAUCACCUUCCCCUCAAGUAGAUACUACCGUAAUACUGAAAUCAUGUGUGACUCCCUGUCAUAAGACACCAGCAGCAUCUAAUAAACAACUUGAUGAGUUGACUGCUAAUGAUUUUGAGGAUGAUUGGGAAAGCUUACUAGGCAGUGAGCCCUUCCUUACGGAAAAUGCUGAAAUGCUUGAACUCUUUCCUUCUACAGCUGCCCAAGAUACUGGUCAGAAGGCAGUUUGUACCUCGAUUGGUGAAAAUGAUAUAAUCACAUCAAGAGCAAAUAUGAAUCUAGGUGGAAGGUUAAGAGAUUCAAAAGUAACACUGGAUCUUCCUUUAAAGGCACAAAACAGAGAACUAAGAAAUGCUGGAGAGUACAGGUUUUCAUCACAUCCAGGUGAUGAAUCAAGGAAGUUACCAUUCACUGGAAGUAAAGUGAGAUUUGAGAAAUCUGUCACUAACAUUGUUAGUAAAAAUGAAGAUGAUGUUACUGUCUCUAAUAUUACGAAAGUGAAAGAAGAAGGUCAUAGUAAGUGCAUACUUAAUGUACAGGCCUCUAACAAGUCUGGUUCAUACACAAGGUAUCCUAAUGAACAAAACUACAAGCUUGGUAUUAACCUGCCUUUGAAAGUCCCUACCACUGACCCAUUUGAUUCUGCAUUCUUGAGCAAAGAAAACAUUGUGUGUAACACAAAUAAGCUUCAUGGAUCAAAGUUCAAUUCUUCCUUCGAUGACUGGAAUGAUCCGCUGUUGGCCAGUGAAAUGAUUAAAGCAUGCCAUCAGUUAGAGACUACCUGGGAAGCGGAUGAUGUAGACGAUGAUUUGUUAUAUCAGGCUUGUGAUGACAUUGAAAGACUAACUCAGCAAGAAAACAAGGAUAGCAAGGAGUCAGAAAGUAUAAACGAUACUUCCAAACAUGCAUCUAAACAUUGGGAUCUUGUCAGCUCUGCAGUGCCAUUGUCUUUAGCAAGUAAGUCACAGAUAAAUAAGCCAGUGACAGUAGAGAAAAGAGACAUAUGUGAAGAUUGUCCCAAUGUUUUGGAUGCUACAAAUUUGUCUGUGUGCUCUAAGAAUUCAAGUGAUAAUCAGCAUGUACCAGUACAAGUGAAUAGUUCAAAAUUUGUUCUUGCAGGAAGUUCAAAUUUGAAUGUAAAUUUGAGUCCUGUGAGCACAAAAAUUGCUACUAAUAGGAAGUUGAGUACUCAGCAGCUAUCCCACAACAGCUUAGCAGAUAAAGCCCAGAAUGACAACAAAGUACUGAAGUUAUCAAAAUUCACAUUUAAGAAGAAAAAUUCUCAGUUCCUUUCUCAGUUAAAUCAAAAUCGUCUACCAGGAAGUACGCCUGUUAGCAAAAUCUCAGAGGAUUUAGGGAGAAGAGAAGCUGUCAGUUCAUUGCUUGAAGCUAAUCAACAGCAAUCUUCAAUAAAAUAUUCUGAGUCUUUGAAACCAUCUUCCCCAGAUGAAGAAGAGAGAAAUAGGAAGUAUUCUCCUGAAGAAAUUCAACGAAAAAGGCAGGAAGCACUGGUUCGAAGAAAGGCCAAAGCAUUGCAUACUGUGCAGUCAACUCCUAUUUCACUGCCUUGAUGAAAGUUGAGUUAGACGGUUUCAGAACUAUUGAUAACUAUCUGUGAUAGGACUUUUCUGAUUUCUCUGUGAGAAAUUUAAUGCUGACUUAUAAAGCGUGAGCUUCUACUUUAUUAUUUAAUAAAUCAAUGUUUACAGUGGUAAAUGAAACUUUCUCAGAUGUAUGUGAAUUAUGUAUAUAAGUAUUUGAAAAGUUAACAGUUAUGUAUAUACAGAGGGAAGUACUUAUCUUUAUUAAAUAUGGUAACUGAUGAGCAUCAAAAAUAGCUGUAAAGCUUCUGUAGAAGGCUUUCUCAAGCACAAAGAUUAAAAUUGCUAAGUAAACAGCAA